AUGUUGGGUCGACUUUUAAGCACGGCUGCUUCAAGUCUGAACCCAGCGUCUUUUAAUCCACGAAACAAUGGAUCUCCUCUCGAAUCAGUCACCGAGGAAGAACACACCUCCGGCCUUCUUUUCCCCGAUGCCAGCCUGCUCCGCCGUUCCAAUACCCACGCGUACCCACUCCAGACCACAUUUCACUCCCCAAAUGCUUCAACAGCUGGUGCAUAUGAUGACCGUGGAGGAAUGGAAUUAGAUGCUAUUAAGGACUUUCGAGUGGUUAUAGCCCAGAACGCACUGGGAGAUCGUGAUGCGUGUAUUUUGCUAGACACUCGUGCAUCGGACCCGUCACCUACGGGCCUCGGAAUCGACUCGCACGGUCUUGAUCAAGCCGGCACCAGACAUACGCGAACUGUGUCAAGUCUCUCUCGCGGCUCUCGUCGGAACUACCUUACCCAGUCCUCAGUCGUUGAAUCUAGCCCCCUUUCCUCGGCAGCAGAUGCACGGAGGCCAACACCUGCGGGCUCUGGUGCUUUCUCAAGAGCUCGAGGACGCAGCUCGACUCUUGCACAAACCGGAACACAACAUGACUACGGCACAUCACGGCAUUCAACCGACACCAAUGAUACUGGUCUCCUCAAUUGCAUAUUCGGUAGUAGCGCAUUCAGCUAUCGUGGAUCCUCCACAAAAAUGCACAUCAUCUCUGCUGAUGAUGACCCACCAACAGGGACAAGUAUGUCGCCUGCAGCGCGCAGCCCACUUGCUCGGGCCUAUACUACUGGAAGUUCGGCAGAUUUUGGGCCAGCUAAAGGACCGGACAAGCCACCCUCCAAAGUUACCGUUCUCGUAACUAGGAUGUUUAGCGUCAACCUCCCAGAGGGAGCCGAGGCUUCUGCUGAGCGGCAGGAUUAUGCCAGUGCCCUUUAUCAAGAGUCUCUGCCUGAAAUGGGGUUUCCAUUCCCAGACAUCUCAAAGCGGAAGAAGAUAAAGGAGAAGAAAACGCCAAUGUAUGCUGUCGCGAUAAUUAUUCAAAUUCCUUUACUAGCACGGAAUGCCCCACGGCCUGUGUCGCGAUUCAGUACUCUCGGUCCUGAUUCUCCUCGGCCAGGGAUGUCCAGCUCUUUGGAUUCUGACUAUCGCUGGCCUGGGUUUCUAUUUGACGAUAGUUUGUCAUCCGCAUCUCCUCCUGCAAGCUUGGAUGAGCGGUUGGACCUGUUGGUCGACCAUUGGGAUGUCAUUACUAGAACUUUGUCCCACCUAGAGCGACUCGCACGGAACGAGAUUCUCUUUCUACUGAGAAAGGUUGAUUCGUUGUCAGGACCACACCCAAAGCCUGACAAACCACCCAAUAUGCAACGGACUAACCAGACGAUUGUCCAUUUGCCUGCCAACAUCUUGUCUGUGAACUCCAAACUCAAGGAAGAGGCUAUUCGCAGUAGCCGUCGUAUCAGCAUGGCCCUUCAGACUCCAUACGUUGUCACCGGCCAAAGUCGCUGGGGCGUGUGGCGGGAAGAAGGUCGUUCCAUUGUUCGAGGCCUUGGCGACAAGGAGAGUAAUUUCUUCUUCCUAGUUCUGCUCACGGCAUUCCUGGGCAAUCACACGGAGUGGCUCAAUGCCCUCGGUCCAGAGUGGUACCGUCGUCGGCACAACCAGCAGCAAAAGGCUCAACAGGAUAUUGAUCCCGUUCUGACUCACCGAACUGUGGUUGUUUGUCCGGACAAAAUGACCGCUCGCCGUCUCAUCUUCUUGCUCUCGGCUUUCCUCCCAUCCAAGCAGCGUAUAGAGCCACUGCCCUCCCCACUACGACCUGGCACAUCCGCGUCCAUGCGCGCUGUUUCCCAGAGUCCGCCCACAGUACCGGUGCUUCGACAAGAAUCCUUGAGAAGAGCAAUUGAACGCCGUGCUCGUGCGCAGCGGAUGUGUCAAGGCGAUAUUAGCCACCACCGGCGCUCAGUAAGCGUUUCAUCUCAAGACACGGCCCAGCGGUCAUCUGAUGGAAUCGACCAACCCUCUGCAGCCGAGUUCACGUCAGCCCGCAGAGGAUCCGAUGCUCGCUCAAUCAAAACGCUAAGUGCUACCAUCCAGGCGAAGGACCCACGGGCAAAGGCUGCCAGCGGAGCAACAACCUCCAUGAUCACCCAGAAGAGCACGGUUCCUGUUCCACACUUCACAUCACAACAAAGUCGCGCUAGUCAAGGAAGUUCUGACAGUGCCACGAAUACCAAUGAGAGCUUGGCAUCGGAGACUUUACUGAAGAAUUUGCGAAGAAGUGACAGCUCGAACUUGGGUUCUAAUGGCAGUGUUCCAUCUGCUGAAGGCCGUUGGGGCGGUUUGUUCUCUGGACUAUGGAGCUCACGGCAAGAGUCUUCGACCAAGGCCGGUGAUAUUUAUUCCCCGGCUGAUGCGCGCAAGCGAUCAGUCUCUACAAUAGCUGGCCCACCCAUGCGGGCUCAACCCACCUUGAGCCAAAUGGUCAAAGAGGCCACAGAGGACAUACCUGAGCAUCGUCCUGAAACUGCGCCCACCAGUGGGAACAUUUCGAUCCCUGCUGCUACCACCCAUGGUGCUGAGGACGAUUCCCCAGAACCAUCAUCACUUACGAGCCAAGCCCGUGAAUCACCCUUGAAGUUGUCCGUUCGGGCGGAAGAAGGGAUUGUAGAUGUUGAUCUCCCGCUUCCUGGAUUCCUGUCGCUCUCCUCUUCGGGUGAUUCCACCAUUGCCUCACCCAAGAAAACAAGGACCUCAAUUACCAGUUUUGAUGCCAUUGCAUCCACACACAGUAGCGGCUCUGGAUUUCACAAUGCUGGAAAAGACAGUGAUGGGCCUAGUACGCACGUCGCUGGAUGGUUGAAAUCGUUCCAUGAAGAUUUCUCCCUGCAAGCGGUCCGCCCGUACGCUACUCUGGAAGCAGACAUUAAACGCGCGAUGCAGGCUGAGCCCUCGCCAUAUAUCCCCUCAACUCCUGAUGCAGAAGGAUCAGAGCGAUGGGUGGACGUUGCAACGACCUUGAUCGCGGACACUCGAUCUUCCUCUAUCAAGCGUCUACGAUUGAGACGCAAGAUUGUCGUGGGCCACCACUAUGGGCCAAGUCAUACUCCCCCUUCUCCAGCUGUUGGACACACCCGCAACUCCACAGCCUCGUCAACAUCAUUUUCUGGCUUCUUCUCGGGGUAUGCCAAGUCCCCAGAAGUCACCGUUCUCGAAGGACACGACCCUCAAUACGUGGAGGAACGAUUUAUUGAAGAGCCUGUCAUGGACCUUGAUGGUAUUCUUGUUGAUGCCGUCGAGCGAGUUCUCGGUCAAAGCGGCUACUCGUCGCUUGCUCACUCCCGGGCGCCAUCCCCAACACGUGCUCGCAGAGCCGAGGACAAAGGUCAGACAACCCCUCGUGGUGAAGAUCCUCCAGUCGAAGUUCCCCGUACGGAGUGUCGCAAGAUGGUCCUUGGUGCUCUUGAAGAGGUUGUCCGUGUCGUCACCGCUGAGCACUGCCGUGACGACGUAGACGGUGAGUUGGGGCUAGCCGACCGAGAACGGAGGAGAGCCAUGGCAGGUGCCGAUAACACUCUACGAGAGGGCAUUCGGAAAUGGCUCCUUGAUGUCGAGGAAGCCUGGUAA
Penicillium pulvis is the source of this 3600-nucleotide messenger RNA. RefSeq lists its product as uncharacterized. Bases 1 to 3600 code for a protein of 1199 amino acids. Gene Ontology annotation, molecular function: ATPase inhibitor activity; protein-folding chaperone binding. Gene Ontology annotation, cellular component: cytoplasm. NCBI's taxonomy places the organism in Eukaryota, Fungi, Ascomycota, Eurotiomycetes, Eurotiales, Aspergillaceae. The transcript has a single exon. The record is from RefSeq and is a predicted model, not a curated record.